Molecule: messenger RNA, 876 nt
Organism: Oncorhynchus keta (chum salmon)
Lineage: Eukaryota; Metazoa; Chordata; Actinopteri; Salmoniformes; Salmonidae
Product: leukotriene B4 receptor 1-like
Exons: 1
Coding region: 1-876 (291 amino acids)
Biological process (GO): immune response; G protein-coupled receptor signaling pathway
Cellular component (GO): membrane
Molecular function (GO): G protein-coupled receptor activity
Source: RefSeq, a predicted model, not a curated record
AUGCAGCAGCCUGAGUCCUAUCCGUACUGGCACAUGGCCCGCGUGAUGCCCAGCGUGAUCAUGGGCUUCUGUUGCAUGGUGGGAAUUCCUGGGAAUGUGGUGGUUCUGAUUGUCGUGGGGCGGAAAUUUGAGAGUGGGAACUUCAACAUGCGUCUGAUGCUGAACCUGGCACUGUGUGACCUGAUGGUCUUGCUGUGCCUGCCUCUAGUGAUUAACAACCUUCUGAGGAACUGGGAUUUGGGCUCUGCCGCCUGCAAGCUGCUCUUCUUUCUGAACUAUUGCAGCCUGAAUGGUAGUGUGCUAACCAUCACCCUGCUGAGCGUGCAGCGCUAUGUCCAGGUGCUGUACCCCCACAGCUGGGCGCGGCUGGGCCGUAUGGGGGAAGAGGCACUCCUCCUGUCUCUGUGGGGGCUGGCAGGGUUCAUUGCCUCUCCCACCUUCUCUGUAUUUGACGUCAAGACAUACGACAACCGCCAAUUCUGCAGCUCGCACUACCAGAACCUCAGACAAGAAAUGGCCAUCCUACUUGUCCAAACGCUGCUGGGGUUUGUAGUUCCCUGCUGCAUCCUGGUGACGUCCUACUUCUACCUCCACAAGAGGGUGAGCCAGGCGGCCCUGUUCAGGCAGCGGAGGCUGACCAAGCUGGUCACCUGCAUCGUUGUGUCCUUCUUCUGCUUCUGGACUCCGCUGCACCUGUUCAACCUGCUGGCCCUGGUGAACUUGGCUGUGCAGAAUGAGGUUGUGGAGAAUGUGUGUGACUCAGCUUGGAGUAUCCUCAUGGGUUUCACCAUCAUCAACAGCUGCCUCAACCCUUUCCUGUAUGCCUUCGCCUCUUCAGGAAUCCCCAGGGCAAGCCCCCACCCCACCAGCACAUGA